AUGCCAGCCAACAACCGGGUGCACAGCAGUGCUGCCCUACAAACCCACGGUAUAUGGCAGAGUGCAAUUGGAUAUGACCCUUAUGCCCCUAACAAAGAAGACAACAAGAAAUCUGCUGCACAACCUCAAUCCUCUAAUGCAGAGCCUGAAGGUGAAAAUGCUUAUGCUUCCUUCCAGGGUCUACUUGCACUUGCCCGUAUCACAGGGUCCAAUGCUGACGAGGCGCGUGGGUCCUGCAAGAAAUGUGGACGUGUUGGACACCUCACAUUUCAAUGUAGAAACUUCUUGAGCAUCAAAGAAGACAAAGAUAAAGACCCUGAAGCUAUUCAGGCUGCUGUUAUGUCAGGUUUAGAGAAGUUGAAAGGGAAUGGAAAGAGAACUGAGAAUGAUAGUGAUGAUGAAAGUGAUGAAGAGGAGAGUGAGAGUUCGGAUUCUGAUUAUGAUUCAGAGAUUGAAAAAGCUAUUGCUUUGAAAUACGGGAAGAGGGUUGGGAUUAGUAAAUCAAGAAAGAAGAAAGAUGAUGAUGAUGAUGAUUCGGAUGAAGAUGAGUCGGAUUCAAAGGAGAGGAGAAAGAGAGGGAGAUCAAAGAAGAAGAGUGUUAAGAGGAGGAAUAGUGAUAGUGAUGAUGAUGUGAGUGGGAAGAAGAGGAAGAAAGAAAAGAGAAGGAGAAAGGAUGAGUUGUCAGAUGAAGAUGAAGAAGAUGAUGAUGAUGAUAGAGAACGUCGAUCUGAAAAGAGGAAGAGUAGGAGAGAGAAAAGGAGAAGGAGAAGCCAUAGACAUUCAGAUGAUGAUUCAGAUAGUUCUGAAGAAGAGUCGAGUAGGAGACAUAAGAGGAAGAGCAAGAAGAAGAGUAAAAGUAAGAGUAAAAGAGCAGCUUUGUCUUCUGAUUCAGAUGGUAGCAGCUUUGAGGAGGAUUCAAGAGUUGGGAGGGACAAGAAAAGGUCAGAGAAGAGGAGGAGUAGAAAGUGA
Messenger RNA from Lactuca saligna, 969 nucleotides. The record is from the annotation of a GenBank genome assembly. NCBI's taxonomy places the organism in Eukaryota, Viridiplantae, Streptophyta, Magnoliopsida, Asterales, Asteraceae.